Tuber aestivum (summer truffle) is the source of this 172-nucleotide messenger RNA. The record is from the annotation of a GenBank genome assembly. NCBI's taxonomy places the organism in Eukaryota, Fungi, Ascomycota, Pezizomycetes, Pezizales, Tuberaceae.
GACAAAGAAUUCAAGAAAGUACUCAAAUGGCUUAAUGUUGUUGAUCCAGCAUCUAACUAUUCAUCUGCGCUUGGUGUUCGUGAACCUGGUACGGGGAAUUGGCUACUAGUGGGAGAUGAGUACAAGGACUGGAAGGGUCACCAAGGAGGGGUUCUCUGGCUUUAUGGAAUAC